CUGAUCGUGAUAAAAAAGAAUGUGGCCUAUUUUUCAGGGACAGCGGACAGAUGUUGACCCAUUAAUCAAUGCACGUUCAACACCUGACUCGUCUUCUGUCAUUUCAAAUAUAAAAUGUGUCUUGAACCUUGUAACAGAAAGAGUCAUGCAGUCACAUGAAUGGAAAAGGUUAAUAGGACAAAUUUUGCAAGCUCUGCUUUCUGAGAAGUCUACAGAUUUCAGUGUGCUUUUGUGUGUUCUUGACACGGUAAAGGUGUGGAUUGAAGAUGAUUACAGAUAUUCUUCCUCUGGUGCAUCAAGUUCUGCUCUAACUCAGAAGGAGAUAGUGUCCUAUCUGCAAAAGCUAUCAUUAGUUGAAUGGAAAAACUUUCCUGCAGUUGCACAAGAAGAAUGGGAUAGGAAAUAUUUACAACUUCUCUAUGAACUUUGUGCAGACUCGAACAAAUAUCCUUUGCCCCUUUGCCAGGAAGUUUUCCAGAAGGUUGAAAGACAGUUCAUGUUGGGUUUAAGAGCAAAAGAUCCAGAAAUCAGACAAAAUUUUUUCAUGUUAUACCAUGAAUCACUUCCUAAAACACUGUUUAGCAGAUUACACUUUAUCAUCCAAAAUCAGGAUUGGGAAGCUGCAAGUGAUGUUUUUUGGCUAAAACAGGGACUUGACCUUCUGUUAGCUAUCUUAGUAGAGAAAGAGCCUAUCAUGCUAGCCCCAAAUUCUGCACGAGUGCCACCAGUAAUGGCAUCAGGAAGUUUUCCCGAGACAUAUGCAGUUCAGCACACAUCUGAUCUAUCAGAUUAUACGGAUGGGGGUUCCCUUACUUUUGAUUCUCUUGUGUGUAGACAUGCACAAUUUUUGUCUGAAAUGUGUAGACUUCAGGUGGCUGAUCUUGUCAUCCCCCUAAGAGAAUUAUCGUAUGCAGAUGCUAAUGUUGCAUAUCACAUGUGGGUCUUAAUUUUCCCCAUUGUCUGGGUGACUUUACAGAAAGAUGAACAAGUUGCUCUUGCCAAGCCAAUGAUUACUCUGUUGUCAAAAGAUUACCACAAAAAGCAACAAGGUAGCAGACCUAAUGUUGUGCAAGCCUUACUUGAAGGGCUGCAUCUGAGCCACCCACAACCACGGAUGCCAAGUGAGCUUAUCAAAUAUAUUGGCAAAACUUACAAUGCGUGGCAUAUUUCACUUAAUUUACUAGAGAGUCAUGUCAUGCUGUUCAUGAAUGAAGCUAAAUGCUCUGAAUCACUGGCAGAGCUUUAUCGACUUCUUAAUGAAGAAGAUAUGAGGUGUGGAUUGUGGAAAAGAAGAUCAAUUACUUCUGAAACAAGAGCAGGAUUAUCACUGGUUCAACAUGGUUAUUGGCAGCGGGCCCAAAAUCUUUUUCAUCAGGCAAUGAUCAAAGCAACACAAGGUACAUACAACAAUACAGUUCCUAAGGCAGAGAUGUGUCUUUGGGAAGAGCAAUGGCUUUACUGUGCAAGUCAGCUAAGUCAAUGGGAUGCCUUGGCCGAUUUUGGCAAGAGCAUAGAGAAUUAUGAAAUUCUUCUUGAUUGCCUGUGGAAGGUUCCUGACUGGACUUAUUUGAAAGAGAGUGUUAUCUCUAAGGCUCAAGUAGAGGAGACUCCUAAGUAUCGCCUAGCUCAAGCCUUCUUUGCUCUCCAUGACCGCAAUGCUAAUGGUGCCAGUGAAGCUGAAAACAUCGUGGCCAAAGGAGUUGAGCUUGCAUUGGAGCAAUGGUGGCAGUUGCCUGAAUUUUCUGUUCAAUCUCGAACACCUCUGUUGCAGCAAUUUCAUCAAUUGGUAGAGGUUCAAGAAUCUGCAAGAAUACUGUUGGACAUUGCAAAUGGGAACAAACAACCCUCAGGUAGCUCAGGUGGGAAUGUAAAUGCAUAUGGUGAGCUCAAAGACAUCGUUGAGACUUGGAGACUACGUACUCCCAAUGAAUGGGAUAAUAUGUCUGUUUGGUAUGAUCUACAGCAGUGGAGAAAUGAGAUGUACAAUGUUGUCAUAGAUGCAUUUAAAGAUUAUGCUCAAACCAAUCCACAACUUCAUCAUCUUGGUUAUCGUGAUAAGGCUUGGAAUGUUAAUAAACUCGCUCAUGUAGCUCGCAAGCAAGGCCUAUAUGAUGUUUGUGUAAAAAUAUUGGAGAAGAUGUACGGACAUUCUACAAUGGAAGUGCAGGAAGCAUUUGUUAAAAUAAGAGAGCAAGCAAAGGCUUACUUGGAAAUGAAAGGGGAACUAAUCAGUGGCCUUAAUUUGAUCAACAAUACUAACCUUGAAUAUUUUCCUGUAAAACACAAAGCAGAAAUAUUUCGCAUCAAAGGUGAUUUCUUAUCGAAAAUGAAUGACUGUGAAAACGCCAAUCUUGCAUAUUCUAAUGCAAUAAGUCUAUUUAAGCAUUUGCCAAAAGGUUGGAUAAGUUGGGGAAACCACUGUGACAUGGUUUACAAAGAGACACAUGACGAGUUGUGGUUAGAAUAUGCUGUGAGCUGCUUCUUUCAAGGCAUAAGAUAUGGUGUUUCCAAUUCGAGGAGUCAUUUGGCGCGUGUUCUAUACCUUCUUAGUUUUGAUACACCAAAUGAAUCUGUUGGGAAGGUAUUGGAUAAGUAUUUGGACCAGUUACCACAUUGGGUUUGGCUUUCUUGGAUACCACAACUUUUGCUUUCUUUACAAAGAAGUGAAGCUCCGCAUUGCAAGCUAGUUCUUCUUAAAGUUGCUCAAGUUUAUCCUCAGGCCUUGUAUUACUGGUUACGUACCUAUCUUAUGGAGCGUCGUGAUGUUGCUAAUAAAUCUGAUUAUGGAAGGCUACAAUUAGCUCAGCAGCGUGUGCAACAAGCUGCAACAGCAAAUAAUGCUUGUUCCCAUAACUUGGUUGAUGGAAGUCAACGAGGAGCCUCUCACCUUGGUGUUACUUCAGAAACUCAGGUGCAUCAAGGUUCCCAGUCGGCUGCUAGUGUUGGUUCACAUGAAGGUGCAAAUUCUCAAGGACAAGAAUCUGAAAGAUCUGGAACGAUGGAAGGUAAUGCCAACAGUGUGCAGGACCAACCUCCACAAAAUCCAACUUCUGCUGAAGGUGCUCAUAUUCCUUUAAGACGCAAUGGUGGACUUGGCUGGGUGGCUUCCGUUGCAAGUGCUUUUGAUGCAGCAAAAGAUAUAAUGGAGACUCUUAGGAACAAACAUCAAAAUUUGGCUAGUGAACUAGAGGUUUUACUCUCUGAAAUUGGUUCAAGAUUUGUCACGCUUCCUGAAGAGCGGCUUCUUGCAGUGGUUAAUGCAUUGCUUCAUCGUUGUUACAAAUAUCCUACUGCUACCACUGGUGAGGUGCCACAGUCUUUGAAGAAGGAGCUUUCUGGUGUAUGUAGAGCCUGUUUUUCAGCAGAUGCUGUUAACAAACAUGUUGAAUUUGUAAAAGAGUAUAAACAGGAAUUUGAGCGGGAUCUUGAUCCAGAGAGAGCGGCAACCUUUCCCUCUACUCUCUCUGAAUUAACAGAACGCUUGAAGCAUUGGAAGAAUAUUCUUCAGAGUAAUGUUGAAGACAGAUUUCCUGCUGCCUUGAAACUUGAAGAAGAAAGCAAAGUAUUGCAUGACUACCAUGUCAUUGAUGUUGAAAUGCCAGGCCAGUAUUUCACGGACCAGGAAGUUGCACCUGAUCAUACAGUUAAGUUAGACAGGGUUGGAGCAGAUAUUCCAAUUGUGCGUAGGCAUGGUAGCAGUUGCCGUCGCUUGACUCUAAUAGGAUCUGAUGGUUUCCAACGCCAUUUCAUUGUUCAGACAUCACUGACUCCAAACGCUCGGAGUGAUGAGCGCAUGCUUCAGCUAUUUCGCGUGUUUAAUCGGAUGUUUGACAAGCACAAGGAAUCAAGACGCCGCCAUCUCACUCUCCAUACGCCAAUAAUAAUACCUGUUUGGUCACAGGUAAGGAUGGUGGAGGAUGAUUUGAUGUACAGUACAUUUCUCGAGGUCUAUGAGAUUAAUUGUGCACGCCAUAAUAGGGAGGCUGAUAUCCCCAUCACUCUUUUUAAGGAACAUCUUAACCAAGCCAUUUCUGGGCAACUCACACCUGAAGCAGUUCUCGAGUUGCGUUUACAGGCUUAUCAUGAAAUUACCAAAAAUGUGGUGAAUGAUAACAUAUUUUCUCAAUACAUGUACAAAACCCUCCCAAGUGGCAACCAUCUUUGGACAUUCAAGAAACAAUUUGCUGUCCAGCUGGCGCUCUCAUGCUUUAUAUCAUACAUGUUACAGAUUGGGGGCAGAUCUCCCAAUAAGAUUCUCUUUGCUAAAAACACUGGCAAGAUUUUUCAAAUUGAUUUUCAUCCUGCUUACGAUGUGAAUGGGAUGAUCGAGUUCAAUGAGCCAGUACCCUUCAGACUGACCAGAAACAUGCAAACUUUCUUCUCUCAGUUUGGGGUGGAGGGUCCUAUCAUAUCUGCAAUUUGUGCGGCUGCACAGUCAGUAAUUUCACCAAAGCAAACCCAACAUAUAUGGCAUCAUCUUGCUAUGUUCUUUAGAGAUGAGCUGCUUUCUUGGUCAUGGAGAAGGCCGCUUGGAAUUCCACCUGCACCAGUUGCUGCAGGAGGAAUCAACCCACUGGACUUCGAGCAGAAAGUGGCUACCAACGUAGAGAAUGCUGUUUCACGUAUUAAAUCAAUAGCACCACAAUGUUUCCCCGAAGAGGACGACAACACAACUGACCCCCCGCAGUCUGUACAAAGAGGCGUCACUGAUUUAGUAGAAGCAGCCUUGGAACCGAGGAACCUUUGCAUGAUGGAUCCAACAUGGCACCCAUGGUUCUAACUUCUCAUUCCAAUUUUUCUAAUUCACAACUCAGUAAGCAAGCCGAAUUUGUAGGUAAUGGGCAACAUGAAAUUAUUUUGUAAAUAUUUUUAUGCAAAAGAUUUUAUAGUAGAUCAAGUUGUUACUGUGUAUAAUUUUAAUCGUCUGUAUAUAAAUUACACAGAAGUAUCGUUCUAUAAGUAAGUCUAAAGGUACAAGAUUCGAUGA
Messenger RNA from Zingiber officinale, 4987 nucleotides. Its product is annotated as transcription-associated protein 1-like. The transcript is spliced from 12 exons. Gene Ontology annotation, molecular function: protein binding; transcription coregulator activity. The record is from RefSeq and is a predicted model, not a curated record. Bases 20 to 4780 code for a protein of 1586 amino acids. Gene Ontology annotation, biological process: DNA repair; regulation of DNA-templated transcription. Gene Ontology annotation, cellular component: nucleus; SAGA complex; NuA4 histone acetyltransferase complex. Lineage: Eukaryota; Viridiplantae; Streptophyta; Magnoliopsida; Zingiberales; Zingiberaceae.